Molecule: messenger RNA, 1425 nt
Organism: Rosa chinensis
Lineage: Eukaryota; Viridiplantae; Streptophyta; Magnoliopsida; Rosales; Rosaceae
Product: (S)-scoulerine 9-O-methyltransferase
Exons: 3
Coding region: 105-1202 (365 amino acids)
Biological process (GO): methylation
Molecular function (GO): protein dimerization activity; O-methyltransferase activity; S-adenosylmethionine-dependent methyltransferase activity
Source: RefSeq, a predicted model, not a curated record
GUAAUAACUUAUAUCACAGAAGAUUAUGAUUCUUGUAUAAAUUAAUAGUGCCUAAGAAUCAAAAGCAACAAAAAGACCCAAGCAAACUAGAACAAUAGAAAAACAUGGAAAACCAGAGAAUUAGCUCAAAAAACUAUGUCUCGGCUUGGAAUUUGGGAGGUUUAGUUGUCACUCAAAUGGCUCUAAAAGCUGCAAUCGAACUCAAUGUCUUCAAUAUCAUAGCCAAUUCAGGACCUGGAGCUCAUGUCACAUCAAAAGAAAUUGUAUCUCAAAUCUCAACCACGAAUCCAAAUGCAGCAGCUGAGAAUUUGAAGCGAAUAUUAAGAGUCCUAAGUGUGCAUUCUUUGUUAUCUGUAUCUCAAAGGCCAAGCUCAAGUGGUAAGACAGUACUAGAAGAGACUUAUGGUUUAACAAAGGAUACUCUUUGCCUAGUUCCAAAUGAAGAUGGAGUUUCCUUAGCUCCAUUUAUUAUGUUAAUUUCUGAUAUGACCACUGUGAAAAGUUUGUCCAUGCUUAAAGAAACAGUGCUUGAACCUGGGAGCUGUCCUUUUAACAAGGCUCAUGGUGUGUCCGCAUAUGAGUACGUGUCUGAGAAACCUGAGCUGAGCCAAUUAUUCAAUAAGGCUAUGGGCCAAAGUUCCAUCCUCGAUUUUGAAGAGGUGUUAAAUGUUUACAGAGGUUUUGAAGAGGUAGAAGAGUUGAUGGAUGUUGGAGGAGGUAAUGGAACUACAAUUGCCAAAGUAGUCUCUAGGUAUCCACACAUUCAUGGGAUUAACUUCGAUUUACCUAAUGUUGCCGCUCAAGGAAUUGCUAAAUACCAAGCAGAUGCAGGUGUGAAACAUGUUGGUGGAGAUAUGUUUGAGUUGAUACCAAAUGCACAGUCCAUUAUGUUGAAGCGGGUACUUCAUAAUUGGGACGAUGAUGUAUGCAAGAAAAUAUUAAAACGUUGUUGGGAAGCAUUACCAGAAAACGGGAAGGUAAUAGUUGUGGAAUUUGCAAUACCAGAAAUAGUGGAGAAUACCACAGAUUUAAAGAAAAUAGUGACAUUAGACGUUAUUAUGAUGGCUUGUCACGGCAGUAGAGAACGAACAACUGCUGAGUUUGACGAUCUAUUGAAAGCUGUAGGAUUCGGUGAAACGAAGAUUUUUCCGAUUUCGCAUGGUUGUUUUGUUAUGGAACUUCACAAACUUAAAACAUAUUAGAUAGACACAUGUCUUUCUCUUUUUAGGUAUAUGAAUAAAUUCAUGAGUCUCUCAUAUGCUUCAUGCAUAAGAGUAAUCAUACCGCUGAUUUUUAGUAAACCAUAAAACAAGUUUUAUUCAUUUUGUUGGUGGGAUGUACAACCCAGAAUGUGUCUAUUUGUAACUCUAUGUCCUUUGAGGUUGGUUCCUACAUCUCAUUGUACUUGGUUCCGAUCUCCCACUU